CUUCCCUCUUUUCCUCCUGGCGGGCCCGAGCGGUGAUGUGAGAUUCCGGAGGCAGCCAGGGAAGUGGCCGCGGUAACUACAAUCACAUCCACGUCUGUGACCAUGGCCGAGAAUAACGCCCAGAAUAAAGCCAAACUUAUUUCUGAGACCCGGCAGAGGUUCGAAGCUGAGUUUGUGGCAGAUAAGCCAGAGAAAUAUGACUCCCGUGAUAUCGAAAGGCUUCAACAGGAUGAUCACUGGGUUGAAAGUUAUUUAUCCUGGCGACAUAAUGUGGUGGAUGAAACCCUGAAGAUGAUUGAUGAAAGUUUUCAGUGGAGGAAAGAAAUGUCUGUUCACGAUUUGAAUGAAUCUUCCAUUCCUAGAUGGUUAUUGGAAAUUGGUGGUAUUUAUCUCCAUGGUUACGACAAAGAAGGCAACAAGUUGUUCUGGAUCAGGGUGAAGUAUCACAUCAAAGACCAUAAGACCAUAUCGGACAAAAAGAAGCUCAUAGCUUUCUGGUUGGAGCGUUAUUCCAGAAGAGAAAAUGGGAAACCUUUGACAGUUAUGUUUGACCUGUCAGAAACGGGAAUCAAUAGCAUAGAUAUGGACUUUGUACGUUUCAUCAUUAACUGCUUUAAGGUAUACUACCCUAAAUAUGUCUCAAAAAUAGUGAUCUAUGAUAUGCCUUGGAUAAUGAAUGCUGCUUUCAAAAUUGUGAAAUCCUGGCUGGGUCCUGAGGCUGUGAGUUUAUUGAAGUUUACGGGUAAAAACGAAGUUCAGGACUACGUGAGCGUUGAGUACCUGCCCCCACACAUGGGCGGAACUGACCCUUUUAAAUACAGCUACCCUCCCCUAGUAGAUGACGACUUUCAGACCCCCCUGUGUGAAAAUGGGCCAAUCGCCAGCGAGGAUGAAGGCUCAAGUAAAGAAGACACCGAGAGUGAUAGUAAAGAAACCUUGGAAACAGUUUCUAAUGAAGAACCAGCAUCAGCUACCAAAAAGAUCAACAUAACUAAAGAAGAAAGCGAAAAAGUUGAUUCCAAAACGAAAACUUUCAAGAAACCACUGAGUGUGUUUAAAGGGCCCUUACUACACAUCAGCCCAGCGGAAGAAUUGUAUUUUGGAAGUGCAGGCUCUGGAGAGAAGAAAACUUUAAUAAUAUUGACAAAUGUGACUAAAAAUAUUGUGGCUUUUAAGGUGAGAACCACUGCACCAGAAAAAUACCGAGUCAAGCCCAGCAACAGCAGCUGCGACCCUGGAGCGUCAGUUGACAUCGUGGUGUCUCCCCACGGGGGUUUAACAGUCUCUGCCCAAGACCGCUUCCUCAUCAUGGCCGCAGAAAUGGAGCAGCCAUGUGGCACAGGCACAGCCGAACUGAGUAAUUUCUGGAAAGAAGUUCCAAGGAACAAAGUGAUGGAGCACAGGUUAAGAUGCCACGUGAUCGAGAGCAGUAAGCCUAACACUCUGAUACUAAAGGACCACUCCUUUGGCCAGUCCGAUAAAACCAGUGAAGACAUAGCUCUACAACUCAGUCGUAUACUAGAAAGUAAUAGGAAGCUUGAAGACCAAGUUCAGCGCUGUCUCUGGUUCCAGCAGCUGCUGCUCUCAGUAACAGUGCUCUCCCUUGCUUUCGUCAUCUCUCUCUUCUAUUUGUCGCACAGUUAAAGACGGUGGUGCUCCGUAGAAACAAGACUCCUCGCUCAUUAGUUGGAAAGAGUAACAGAGCCAAAACUUCACCAUGCUACUAACCAUGCUGCGCAUGUGUGCUUCUACCAGGAAGUGUGAGAACCACUUAGAACGAAAAUGAGACAUGUCCUGACGAGGAACUGCUAGAAUAAGGAAAUGUUAAAGAAGCUGAUUAUUUCAGAGGCUAGUUAGUAAGGCAUUUUUUGUUAUGUGAAUUAAUUGUUUAAAUAUAAUUUAUUUUUUCCUUUUGAUUUGAGUAGUUCGUAAAGCUUACGUUUUAUAAUGUAUAUACGUUAGCCGAAUGGUAAAAAGUAUAAGUAACAUGCUUUGUUGCAGCCAAGAAAUGUAAUCUGCUUUUUUUGGGUAGAAUUAUUGUAGUGGAGCCAACUUAGUAUCUUUUCUAUACUAUACUAUGUAAAUAGAGAAUAUGUACAUUGGGCGGGGCGGGGAAUAGACUAAUUUAAGUAAAUCAUGACUUUGUAAUUUUGGAAAUUAUUUCCAGGUGAUACUUAAUAUUCUUUGGGAAUGUAAAACCAUUCAAUGCCAAACCACUUUCAGCCUUUGUUUCUUAUUCCGUAUUCUUCAAUAGCCUGCCUUUUAAUCUCAGACGUUUCAUGAACACCCACUUGGGUAGAACUUGGAAAGCCAAGAGUCUGGUUGGACUUUCCUUGAAUUUCACUGUUAAUAAUGACCAGAAGGGAAACGUUGGGUCUCCCCUUCUUCCACAGCUCCUUGUUGCUCCCUGGCUGGAUAGCGCCCCUUUGGCUUGAUUUCUGAAUGAAAAGACAUAGAAAAUGUUUGGGAAAGUUAUUGAGAGGCCUUGCAAUACAGUUUACAUUUCAGUUCCUUGUUAAAAUCACCCAUAAGAAGGGCACUUGACAGAAGACUGACGUAUCUAUCUGGGGAGUGGGGGAGAGUCGAGGUUCAAGUGUCAGUUCUCCAUUAAAGAGAGAAAAAUUGAACUCCUGAUGGACUGUAAACCCUUCAGACCAGGGCUAAUUGUCAUGCUGGAUACUCAGCCUUCAUAAUCACACUGAAAAUGUUGCCCAAAUUC
Messenger RNA from Sorex fumeus (smoky shrew), 2719 nucleotides. It is a transcript of the gene MOSPD2, whose product is annotated as motile sperm domain containing 2. The transcript is spliced from 15 exons. The coding region runs from base 103 to 1644 and encodes 513 amino acids. Lineage: Eukaryota; Metazoa; Chordata; Mammalia; Eulipotyphla; Soricidae. The record is from RefSeq and is a predicted model, not a curated record.